Moneuplotes crassus is the source of this 1712-nucleotide messenger RNA. The record is from the annotation of a GenBank genome assembly. NCBI's taxonomy places the organism in Eukaryota, Ciliophora, Spirotrichea, Euplotida, Euplotidae.
UUUGUUUAAUUACGUGGAUGAGCAAUUUUUGAUGACUUAAGAGAAGCAGAAAAACUGUUGACUCUAUCAAGAAGAAAAGAUUCGACAGAGAAGAUGAUGAAAGAAAUGAUAGAGUUGCACACAGAUAUUUUGAUCAAUAUACAGCCCCACCUGCUGAACAUAUUCACAGAGACACAAUGAGCUCUAAAGAGUCUUAUCUUGAUUUAGAAAAAAAGAAAAUUAGAAAAUAAGAAGAAAAGGUUGAGAAAAUUGAAAGAGCCACGAGAGUUUCCUCAUGAUCCUAGAUUUUCAUGUACUCCAGAACCUUCUUACAUCCCAGAGCCUCCAUAUCCUCCUGAUACUCCUAAGGAUCUUGUGUAUGGAGAGGAAGAGUCUGAGAUCAGUGAGAAAGAGGAAGACUUCGAAGGAUAUCAUAAGGAAGAUCCCCAAAUAGGUGAAAUACUCAAAGAUUACAAACAAAUUAGGUUCCAAAGCCAAAAUAAUCCUCAAAUUCAAAAUUUCCAAGAGUCGUCUUUUGUUUAUGGAAAUGAGCGAAAGUUUGAAAAGAAUGAAAUAUCUUUUGAUGAAGAAAAAUCUAAAGAGGAAGAGUCACCUAAGAGAGAUGAAGAUCUUCAAGAAGAACAAAUACCUCAUGAAGAGCCUCCACAGAAGGAACAGACCCCUUAUGAAGAAGAACCUACUGAGCUUGCUAUCAAAGGGAUCAAAAACCCAGGAUUUGACUGUUUCAUGAUAUCAGCACUUCAGUGACUAAUGUCGAUCCCUGAAUUUGUAAAUUACUUUUGUCACAUAUUUGAAAGGAGGGAUCACCUAACUUUUUCCAGUCAGCAUCAAAAUGACUACGAGAUGUCUCACGAUAAACCUAAAUACUGAAGCAAGCUUCAAGACUUCAUGAUCAGGUAUUGUUACUCGGAGUCUUAUUCUGUGUCAGCAAAGAAGUUCAGGCCUCUUUUUGAACGAGAAUUUCCAAGUUCCUACCAACAUGAUGCUUCAAAAUUUAUUUUGUUUUUAUUUGAAAAAUUACAAAAAGAGCUAAAUGACCCUACAAAAAGUUUUGUGUCGACUGGGUUUAACGAGUUCAAGGAUCCCUGGAUAGCCUAUUUCCAGGCACAUAACUCUAUUAUUGAUGAACUAUUUGUUGGGAUGUAUGAGAUCAUCAUGAAGUGAGAGCACUGUAGAGAUGGGCCACAUAAGUAUGAAGAGUUUAAGAACAUCCCGAUUCAAUGAUACGUUGAGAUGCAUGAGUUUGGGUUUCAAGAAUUCUUGGAUUUAGGCGUCGACAAAGAGCCAAUACAGAUGUAUUGUAAACAAUGUCAUGUAGAAGCUACUUUUUUGAUGUAUAAGAAGAUUAUUCAUCACCCAAAAUAUUUGAUUUUGACUUUUCAGAGGUUUUCUCCUUAUACUAACUCGAAAAUCGAGAAGUAUAUGAAUUAUGAGAGUGAAUUUACACUACCUUCAAAUAAUAGUUCUGAUGACGUGAAGUACUCUCUUUUUGGUGUAGUGCUACAUUCUGGUGGCCUCCAAUUUGGCCAUUACACCUCUAUUUGCAAGAGAGGAAAAGACUGGCUUUAUUUCAAUGAUUCUUCAGUUGAUUACGUUAAAAAUGAGAACCAAGAAGAGCCAGAUGCCUACAUCUUAUUCUACAAAAGACUUGAUUUAUAGAUGUUAUUACUUGGAUUAAACUAUAAUAAUGCGAUGAAAGAGGAAGCUGACGC